AUGAUGGACGAGAACCUCUUCCAGGACACCCAGCCGAGAGGCCCGAAUGAGACCGCUCUGGCACUGCCAGCGGCACCGGCGGACGAGGAGGUGAAGGUGGCCCGAUGGAAGAGCUUGCCGGACCGACUGGUCCACGUGAUUCUGGGCCAGAUCAUGGAGGGCAGGGAGGAGACCCUGCAGAGACUCCCUCCAAGCGAGAAGGUCCGAGUGCUGCUGUUUGGGAUCGAUGCGAGCGACCAAGAGCAGCUUCCCUACAUGGAGACCACCGAGGGCCGUAACUUCCCUGCACUUGGUUUUGCUUGCACGACCCGCCUUGAAUUACGUUACAUAGCAUCUUUCCCAACUCAACCCAGGAAAGCGCACUCUGAUCGGUCCGAGGAGCCCGCCGAGAAGAUCUCCUUGAAAGCAAUCUGCUCAAAGGAAAACAGGAAGCAGCAACACUGCAAUCUGCAAAUGGCAGACAGCCUGGCGCAGAUACAGAUGCAGCAGGGACAGGUCCGAGACUUCGGGCUGGUGCACCGUAAGAAGAGGCAGGCGGCCAUAGAAGACUUACGGGGCCCGAAUGACAAUGACAAUGAGGACGCACUGUUGUUCUGCGACCUGAUUGACGGCGAGCUGAGACUCAAACCUACCUUGCUUGGUGCCAUGGCUUUCAAGGGCUCGAGUGGGGUGGAAGCCGACAAGAAGAAGAAAAAGAAGAAGAAGACAAAGAGGGCCGAGUCGGAUGACUGCCACUCUUCAGCUGCUUGA
Messenger RNA from Symbiodinium necroappetens, 750 nucleotides. NCBI's taxonomy places the organism in Eukaryota, Dinophyceae, Suessiales, Symbiodiniaceae. The record is from the annotation of a GenBank genome assembly.